AUGAAUCAAUCUGAUAUACAUCUUCUUGAUCUUCCUGAUGAACUAUUAUUAGCUAUUUUAAAGAAACUUAGUAAUAUUGAUGUUCUUUACUCAUUAUUGGAUGUUGAUAACAAUCGACUUGAUAUUAUAGCACAAGAUAAAAUAUUUACUAAUACUAUUAAUCUUACAUCAAUUGAUGAAGUAAUUCUCAAUCGAUUUUGUAAACAUAUAUUAUCUCGAAUUCAUCAUAAUAUUCAAUAUCUUAUACUUGAAUCAUCACUAAUAAAUCGUGUUUUUCACGCUAGAACUUAUCCAAAAUUAACUCAUCUGCAACUUAUUCAAUUUGAUCAAGAUAUUGUUUUACAAUUUUUCAACGACAAAUCAUCAAUUGGACAAACGAUUAAACAACAAAUUACAGAUCUUACACUAAUAUAUAACGAUACCAAUGAUAUCAUACCUAUAUUAAAAGAUUAUACUAUCAAUGUCUAUGCACGUAUAAUAACAUUUUUUGAAAAUUUAAAACAUUUAAACAUUAAAGGUUCAUCAAUUACCGCGUAUCCUGGUAUAUUACUUUAUGAUUUACCAUCUACUAUUUUUUCAUCGUCGAUUUUAACAAAAUUAUGUAUUAAUGUAGCUACUUUUAAUGACUGUCUUUAUUUACUUGAUGGUCGUCUUAAUCAAUUAAAGUCAUUUACUGUUCGAGUUUAUGAUGUUGAUGCUCCAUCAUUGAUUGUUCAUAAUAAAAAUAAUUUAUUUCAAAUGAAAUAUUUUUCAUUAACAUGUCAUAGUCAUAUAUAUACAUAUGAUAAUCGAAUUAUUCCAUUACUUCAUCGUAUGCCAAAUCUUGAACAAUUACUUUUAUGUCUAACCGUUAGAAAUCGUAAUGGUUUAAUUGAUGGUAUUCAUCUUCAAAAUGAAAUUCUUAUUUAUAUGCCAUUUCUUAAAAUUUUUACAUUUGAUAUUCGUACAUGGAAUAUAAUUAAUGGUUCAUUAUUAACUUUAUCGAAUGAUGAUAUUCAACAAACUUUUUCUAAUAUUAGAUAUCAACAAAUAGGUUGUACUGUACGAUAUUUUUUAACAAACAGUGUUCUUUGUCAUGUCUUUACACUUCCAUUUACAUUUGAUUAUUUACAAUGUCUUACAAAUCAUUUUCCAAAUGUCUCAUUUAAUCAUGUUCUUUAUUUAUCUAUAUGUGAUAUAUCACCAUUUGAACAUGAGUUUUUUAUUCGAUUAUCUCAUGCUGUUCCAUUACUCAAACAUCUUACUGUAACAAAUUCAACAGCACAAAUAUGUAAAUCACAAGAACAAAAUAAUAAUCAAUCUUAUUCAAUUAUUGAAUUUAAACAUCUUAAUUUUCUUAGUGUUAUGAAUUCAGAUAUUAGUUAUACAGAACAAUUUUUACUUGAUACAAGAACAUAUCUUCCCUGUUUAACUGAAUUGCGAAUUAAUUAUGAAUACUUAAAAACUGUGACAGAUGAUUUUACUAGAGAGGCUACGCGACUUAAUUGCAGUAAAAUAAAGCGAUUAAUUACAGAAGUGACAUUGAUGCAUUCAAAUGAUCUUUUUAGUUAUUUUCCUUUACUAUCAAAUUGA
Adineta steineri is the source of this 1572-nucleotide messenger RNA. The record is from the annotation of a GenBank genome assembly. NCBI's taxonomy places the organism in Eukaryota, Metazoa, Rotifera, Eurotatoria, Adinetida, Adinetidae.